AUUAUUAAUCUCGUCGCAGUGUUUCCGUGCAGAUCUCGAGCACCAGAGCCUAGGACUUGCGGGUCAGUGCUCGGUUGGCAAAGCUUAAAGCUGCGGCGUUCGUGUGUUUAUUUUUUAUUCGAUAUCGUGAAUUUCGUUGGAUAUUCUGUUUAUAAGUGCAACAAUGAUUAAGUUCAGUGUGAUUUCCAUUCUUGUGGUGGCAGGAGCUGUCAUUGCGGAACCUCCAAUCAGUGCGGGCUAUUCCUACUCCAGUGGCGGCCACAGCCAUGGCGAUCACGGUGACUCCGAUGGUGGCUACGUUUCAGUUAGCCCAGGACAUCAAUCCUCCGAAGGGCUCCAUGUGGAUCCCCAUCUGCUGCACAAGGUGAAGGAAGUGCUGUUGGAACAUGAAAACACUGGCUCAUCUUCCUUCGGAGGACAUUCAUCCCAUGGCAUCUCGGUACCAUCAACCUCGUACGGCGUACCGUCGUCAUCCUAUGGAGCACCAUCCCACUCAUACGGCCCACCAUCCCCAGUCUACGGUGUCCCAUCGUUCGGUGGACAUUCUUCUCGCGUGACUGGAAUCGAGCUUGGCCAUGUCCGUCAGGGAGUUCAGGUCGCCCAAUACUACAAGGCACAGCAUGCCCCAUCUUACUCCUCCCACUCGUACUCUGCUCCUUCCUACUCCUCGCAUUCAGUUCCAUCGUUCUCGUCUCAUUCUUACUCUGCUCCUUCAUCCUCCUACGGUGCACCAUCCUUCAGUCCAUCUCACUCUUACUCUGCCCCAUCUAUUUCGUCUCAAUCUCACUCUUACUCUGCACCAUCUUUAUCGUCCCAUUCUCAAUCUUACUCUGCACCAUCUUUCUCGUCUCAAUCCCACUCUUCGCAUGCCUCUUUCUCCCUCCCAUCCUCCACCUAUGGUGCACCAUCCUUCAGCAGUGGAAGCAGCCACCACCGCGUUCCAUCUACUGUCUAUGGUGCUCCUUCUCAUUCCAUUAGCUCUUUCCGCCCACCAGCACCAGUCUAUCAUGCUCCGGCUUCCAGUUAUCACGCACCUGCACCAGUUUACUCUGCACCACGACCAGUCUACGGAGUUCCACACCACCACUAAAUGCUGUCAUCUCAAAUCAAAAAUCUAAGUCAACAAAAAUCUCGAGUUAAUUUAUUCAUAGAUUCAUUUGUUUUCACAUGUUCAAUCACUUGUUAAAAUAAACAAAAAAAUUGUUACCAAAAAUGUAAAACAAUAA
Aedes aegypti (yellow fever mosquito) is the source of this 1226-nucleotide messenger RNA. Its product is annotated as DNA-directed RNA polymerase II subunit RPB1. The coding region runs from base 164 to 1090 and encodes 308 amino acids. Gene Ontology annotation, biological process: positive regulation of transcription by RNA polymerase II. Gene Ontology annotation, molecular function: transcription coactivator activity. Gene Ontology annotation, cellular component: RNA polymerase II transcription regulator complex. The record is from RefSeq and is a predicted model, not a curated record. The transcript is spliced from 2 exons. NCBI's taxonomy places the organism in Eukaryota, Metazoa, Arthropoda, Insecta, Diptera, Culicidae.